Drosophila montana is the source of this 1190-nucleotide messenger RNA. RefSeq lists its product as uncharacterized. The transcript has 6 exons. The coding region runs from base 157 to 1122 and encodes 321 amino acids. The record is from RefSeq and is a predicted model, not a curated record. Lineage: Eukaryota; Metazoa; Arthropoda; Insecta; Diptera; Drosophilidae. Gene Ontology annotation, biological process: phospholipid metabolic process; arachidonate secretion.
CAACUAAAAGCUGCCGCUUGGCAAACUUAGAUUGGCAGACAGCCGGAAGACUUUUGCGUGGAAUGCCGCUUGGCAUAGCUGAUCAGCCGACACCAGACAGUUACAGACAAAUUGAAUUUCAAUAUAAGCAACUAUUUCGAAAAUAACUGAAUCAAAAUGCGACACAACUUCGAGCUGAAGUGGCGACUCCAGCUGUUCGCCUCGCUGCUCUUCUGCGCCCUGCUCGGCUAUCUCAGCUCCUCGGUGGCGCUGGCCAAGCCCACGUUGUCGUUCAGCCUGCCGCACGGACUGCAAGGCUUUCCCUCGUUCCAGUCCUUCACCCAGCAGAUCAUCGAGCAGCGCAGCCUGCGUCAAAUGAAAACGUACAGCGGCAAGCGCAUUAGCAACGAUUCGCUGAUAAUGAUAUACUAUCACGAUCAGACCAUAGCCGUCACGGAGCUGGGUCCACAGAAGCUGCUGCUCGGCUGUGAGCUGAUUGAAAUUUACAACGACAAGGAAGGCAAAAUGCUGCUCAAUGGCCUCGCCAAAUACAAUCGACCUCUGCAAAUCAAAUUCGAGGAAAUGCUCAAACUGAUGGAUCAAUGCGAGCACGUCGAUAAGCUCAGCUAUGCGUCCAAGCUCAGAUACAAGUCCAGCAAUGAGGGCUCGGAACGCAGCAGCGGCACAAGCGAGUCUGAGGCCAGCGGUGCGGGCAACGACAGUUUGGGCGGCUCAGCUAAUCAGGAUGGUGUUUCGCUCAAGCUGGCAGCGAAUAUCUUUCCGCGCAGUCCCUUCUCGCUGCUAAGCGGCAUUAUACCAGGCACCAAAUGGUGUGGCACGGGAGAUAUUGCCGAAACGUACAGCGAUCUGGGCAGCGAAAUGGCCAUGGAUCGCUGCUGUCGCCAGCACGACCUGUGCCCCAUCAAGAUACGUGCCUAUCAAAACAAAUACGAGCUAAUGAACGACUCGCUAUACACCAAAUCGCACUGCAUUUGCGAUGAUAUGCUGUUCUCGUGCCUGAAGAUGACCAACACGUCGGCCUCCCAGCUGAUGGGCUCCAUAUACUUCAACCUGGUGCAGGUGCCCUGCCUGGAUGGGCGAAGCAAUCAAUACAAGUUCCGUGCGGCCAAGGAGGGUUUCUAAGAGCGGCUUGGGGCGGUUUAACAGCUUAUUUUCAGUGUGUCUUAUAUAUUUUUCGUUUGUUGUUGUUG